This is a messenger RNA of Wallemia ichthyophaga EXF-994, 447 nucleotides long. RefSeq lists its product as uncharacterized. The transcript is spliced from 3 exons. Lineage: Eukaryota; Fungi; Basidiomycota; Wallemiomycetes; Wallemiales; Wallemiaceae. Bases 1 to 447 code for a protein of 148 amino acids. The record is from RefSeq and is a predicted model, not a curated record.
AUGCCAGUAGUGACGAAGCGAGCAUCAGAGGCGAAUCUCAAGAGAAGAUCGAAGACGUCGUUGAACACACGGAGACGCCUGAAAGCCACUGGAUCGACUGACAGGAUUGGGAACGAUGAGAAUGACGGGGAAGUCGCGCGUGGACAGAACCAAGCUAGUGGAAGUGGAAUAGGCACGGGGAUUGGCGUUAGCGGAGGGAACGCGGGAAGUGCCGGGAAUGCCAACAAGAAGGCUAAAACUAGCAAUGGUAGACGCGCUUUACUUGAGAUCGCGUGGUGGACGGUGACACCAAAUCUUGGGGAAUACCUCAAUACAAGUGAUGGACACAUGUCUAAUAGCUAUAUCCUCUAUAGCAGAUCACCAACGCCUUCAUUUGAAUUUGAACAAAGGCAGCACACUCAGGCUACCCCACGACCAACAAUCUCAAGGGCUUCUUCAAUGAGGUGA